GGCUACUCGCAUCUAGGGAAGCUGCUCAUCCCGGGUGGUUUGAGCGGGAUCGUCCCCGAGGAAGCCUGUCCUGGACACGAAACCCCUUUCUGCCAUAAAGUCUCGGCUCACUGGGGACAAGUUCGCAUGACACAUGAGCAACGGAUUCAGUGGGUCGUGGGAAUCGAAUCGUUUGUCCACGAGAUGGGUCAACGGUGAACUUGGGCACUGGUUUACAGGUGAAAUCCUGAUAUGUGUUAGCCUUCUCAAACAAUUCUGGCUAGUGACACGAAUGAGGAUAUAGUUUAGCCUGGAAUUUGAGAAAAUGGCCAGAGUUAAGCAAUGGCGCCAAAAAUGGAGAUCCAGAACACAAUCCUCGUCAAAGGGAAAAAAACACAUUGCGUUGACAUCUUCAUCCAGUCUUUCUUCAAAAGUUUUGCCGGCAAACAGGUCUCCAGUUGUCCUCCCUACCCAAAGAUGGCCGUUCUCUUCCUGGCUUUCAGCUUUUGGAGACAUAUUAGAAUCCCUCAAACAUAUCCUGGGUGCUGCGGUUAGUUGGUGUUGGUGGUGCCAGAGACACGUUGCACAAAUUUUUCACCUCUUUCUGAGCACAGCAUUUCCUUCGCACACGUACCUGGAGGAGCUGAAGGAGCUCAGGGCUGAAGUCAAAAACCUGAAAAGGGACGUGGCUGAGCUGCAGUCAAUUCUCCAAAAUGGAGGCACUUCUGUGGGAAACCCGCCUUGCCAGCUCUCUCCAAACCUGUUAUCAGCUUCUGCACAUACACAACUCUGCGUUGCACAACCUGCACCUUUGUCUUCAGAAAAUCCCACCCCUCCCCCUCCCCCACCGCCUCCCCCACUGCCACUUCCACCCCCACCCCCAGCACCCCUUGGAUUCAAAAGACGGAGUGACCCAAAGGCUGCCCCGUUAAAAAAAGAGGUGCCCCUGCAAAUAACAGCCCAGGAUCUUCUGAACGUGAAGCUGAAGAAGACCAAGAGUGAAGUAGCGACGGAGAAGGAAACAUCCCCACCCAAGGGAGGCAAGGCGCUGGUUACUCUCCGGGAUCUGCAGAGCAUCCGUCUCCAGCCCAAAGCCCCCCAGACGCUUCCUCGGGUCACACAUUUUCUCAACACUCCCAACGGAGACGGUUUAGAUUUCCGGAAACACUUGAAAAAAGUUGCUAUUCAAAGGAGUCCAGGGGGAACCCCAAUGAAUAACAAAGAAAACAUGGAGACUGGCACAGGAUUGACCCCACUGAUGACUCAGGCUCUCCGGCGCAAAUUCCAGCUGGCUCACCCAAAGAGUCCAUCUCCUUCCUGCUUACCCACAAGAAACACUUUUGAAGAACAGAGCUAGAAGAUCUGGUGGUGUCCACAAACCUCUACAAUGGAUACAUCGCUGCUCGGGGGAACAAUAUGGACCGAGAAACAGGGAUUUCCUUGGCCCUGUUUUUGGCAUGCUGGAAUAUGCUUCUUUCCCUCCCUCCUCCUGCUUUUUUUUAAAAGAAACAUUCUGUAGCAACGCAUUAGUACUGAAAAGCCCUUAAAACAUAUCCAGACCUUACCUUCUCAUCCCACUGGGCAUUCAAAACUCCUUGGAUGAAGCUGCUUUGACUUUAAAAAGCUUUUGCCAUUUUUACCUAACUUUGAGCUGCUCUUUCACAAAGUUUACACACCCUCCCUCCAAUAUAUUUGUAAAUGAAGACUUUUUUUGGUGAGGGGUUGACAUAUGUCGAUCCGAAGAAAUAGCCCCGUUUUUCCCGAGAUUGCAAGAAUUCUAUUUAUUCUUGGCUCGUUAUGUUUGCAACUAAGCUGUGCGCACGCAGAAAUUUGUAUGCAUCAGGGAUCUGCAACCUUAAACACUCCAAGAGCCAUUUGGACACUCUUCCCACAGAAAAACACCGGGAGCCAAUAAUUUA
Notechis scutatus (mainland tiger snake) is the source of this 1898-nucleotide messenger RNA. The record is from RefSeq and is a predicted model, not a curated record. Lineage: Eukaryota; Metazoa; Chordata; Lepidosauria; Squamata; Elapidae.